AUGGCAGCCUCCCAGUUUCUUUAUGCACCUUAUCUUGACACGCUCUCCGACAGGCCUUUUAGCCGGGUCCCUGAAGAUGCGCGGGUCAAGCAGGAGCUCUGCGAAGUUCGUGUCCCGCCGCAUGCUAUCACCGAACUCAAGCGUCUCAUUCAGACGGCUAGACUUGGCCCUGAGACGUUUAACACAAAGUAUGGCUUAACCGGCUUGUGGAUGAAAGAGGCAGUUCAAGCAUGGACGGAUGUGUCUACUUUUAACUGGGCAAAGGUUCAAGACUAUAUCAACAGUGUCCCACACUUUAAAAGCGAAGUGGACUAUCAAGGUCACUCAUAUACAGUCCACUACGUGGCUCUCUUCUCCAAACGCAGCGAUGCUAUACCUGUGGUUAACAUCCACGGCUGGCCUGGCUGCUUAGAGGUCCUUCCACUCAUGAACCUCCUCCAGGAAAAGUACACCCCUGAUACGCUCCCCUACCACUUUAUUGCUCCGUCGAUGCCAGGCUACACCUUCUCUUCAGGACCCCCAAAUAAUCACGACUUCUCCACCUUGGAUACGAGCCGCAUCUUUCGGAUUCUUCUCCACCAGCUUGGCUUCGAUGACAUACCGUAUAUCGUAGUAGGCGGCGAUAUUGGUAGCCACGUGGCCCGCGCUCUCGCCGUCGAAGACGCUGCCUGUUCAGCUAUCCACCUAAACUUCUGCUUCGAUGGUAACAUGCACGCUACGCGCCCCGCAACUAUCGGCUCUAUCCUAAUCUCUGAUCCUAUAGCGCUCCUCGCUGGGAUCGGCGAGAAGUUCGCGGCCUGGACUAACAAGACGCCUACGCUCAACACGAUCCUCACGUUUAUCACGGUCUACUGGCUCACAGAGACCUUCCCGCGAAGUAUAUACCGCGCAGACUUUGUAUCUAGCGAUGUGGUUCCAUCGCAUGGAAAUCCGCGCUGGUGUAUUCCGGAUGGAAAGCCAUUUGGAUUCUCAGCCUUCUCAAAAGAGAUUCUACCGGUGCCGAGGGCGUGGAUAGAGAGGACGGGAAAGGUUACUUUCUGGAGGAAGCAUAAGAAGGGCGGUCGUUUUGCGGCGUUAGAGGUGCCGGAGGUGAUGUUGAGGGAUUUGGAGGAUUUUGUGGCGCAUGCCACUGAGGCUCGUAAACCUAUAUCGAAGGAUGAUCGGAAGUAA
This is a messenger RNA of Coniosporium apollinis CBS 100218, 1170 nucleotides long. RefSeq lists its product as uncharacterized. The record is from RefSeq and is a predicted model, not a curated record. Lineage: Eukaryota; Fungi; Ascomycota; Dothideomycetes. Gene Ontology annotation, biological process: epoxide metabolic process. The transcript is spliced from 3 exons. The coding region runs from base 1 to 1170 and encodes 389 amino acids. Gene Ontology annotation, molecular function: epoxide hydrolase activity.